GGAACUAAGGGUCGAGUUUGGGGGAGAGUCCUCUGAACUGGAUUUUUUCCUGACCACGGUGAGGGGCUAUAUGGAGGACAAUGCCCACACUUUUAGAACGGAAUCCAGCUGGGUACGGGCCAUUGGUGCAGUGUUGAAGAGGGGAGCGGCCAGCUGGUACGUUCAACUACACGCGCGGCGCGACCCAUGUCUGGGGUCACUCCGACGCUUUAUGGGGGCCCUGGAGACCCGUUUCCGAGACCCACUGGAGCAGAUCCGGGCGAGGGAGGAGUUGAAGACCGUCUCCCAGGGGCAGAGGUCGGUAUCUGAGUAUGCGGAGGAGUUCCAAUGCCUCGCUGAAAAGGUGCCGGAAUGGUCUGCAGUGACAAAGAUAGAACUCUUCAAAGAGGGGCUCAGGCGGGAGAUCCUCUCCUGGGCGGUGCAUCGUGAUGAGCCUGACACACUGCGCGGAUGGAUUCAGCUGGCGGGGCGCGUCGAGACAUCGCUGGCCCAGGCGAGGAGGCACCGAGGAGGGCUACAGCAGCGGCCGCAGAUGAAAGAGGGGAGCCGGAAGGAGGGAUCAACCCCAGCCGGGAGGAGAACGGAGCCGACAGGGAACGUGAGCGCCAGCAGGAGGGGCUGCUUCGUGUGCGGCCGUUUGGGCCACAGGGCUGCCGAGUGCUGGCAGAGAAAAGGGGAAGGCGGAGGCCCGCCCAAACCAAGAGCCGUGGCAGGGAAACGCGCCGAGGAAGAACCACCGAUGAGGCACCACUCGGGGGGGUUGGACGAAGGGGAGGAGGACGCCAUGUCAGGACCCUGCUACUAGAGCCUGGAUGUGGCUCUGAGUUUCAGGGUCACUGACAUUGAUAAGACACCUGCGUUCCAGGACUCGGAGGAGAAACGGCUGAUGGACUUGGCGGGGAAUUUGCGCGGGGUUUUACUGAGCGGGAAGAGACUGUUCAAAUGAGGGGGAGGGUAUAUAAAGGAGGGUUGGCCGGAGCCUCCCAUUCUUGGCUUUUCUGAUGUUCAUGUUUCCUACAGUAAAAGUUCCUGGUGAUACCACA
Anolis carolinensis (green anole) is the source of this 1043-nucleotide messenger RNA. RefSeq lists its product as uncharacterized. Bases 71 to 805 code for a protein of 244 amino acids. NCBI's taxonomy places the organism in Eukaryota, Metazoa, Chordata, Lepidosauria, Squamata, Anolidae. The transcript has 2 exons. Gene Ontology annotation, molecular function: zinc ion binding; nucleic acid binding. The record is from RefSeq and is a predicted model, not a curated record.